This is a messenger RNA of Macadamia integrifolia, 1809 nucleotides long. RefSeq lists its product as uncharacterized. The record is from RefSeq and is a predicted model, not a curated record. NCBI's taxonomy places the organism in Eukaryota, Viridiplantae, Streptophyta, Magnoliopsida, Proteales, Proteaceae. Bases 1 to 1809 code for a protein of 602 amino acids. The transcript has a single exon. Gene Ontology annotation, molecular function: catalytic activity.
AUGCGAAAGGCGUUUGGUAAACGUGCCUUGAGGGACAUUAUAAUUAAGAAGGACCCAGACCUUCUGUGUAUUGCAGAGCCGAUGAUCUCUGUGAGUGAUUUCCCGAAUCUAUUUUUUAAUAAAUUGGGAUUUCAUAGCGAUUUUAUCUUUAAUCAUAGAGCAGAUAGAGUCUCUAACCUGUGGAUUCUUUGGAAGCGCAAUCUGAGAAUGCCCGUGGUUGUCUCUAAUUCAGAGCAACAUAUAACUGCCUCUAUGUCUUGGAGGGCUCAUCAAAUUCAGGUGACAUUUGUGCAUGCCAGUUGCUUCAGAGUAGAGAGAAGAAUUUUAUGGACGCUUUUGGCGGCUGAUUCCCCUUUGGUUCCUACCCCGUGGGCGAUGAUGGGUGAUUUCAACGCCACUCUUCACUCUCAUGAAAAGCGAGGCCCAGGAAACUUUAGUCUAGGCUCUGCAGCGGAGUUUGGAGCCAUGGUAGAUGCUUGCUCCAUGUCUCAGGUUCCCUCGAUUGGCAAAAAAUUCACUUGGACAAACAAUCGAUGCAGUGGAAAUGUUUGUUCGGUUCUGGACAGAAGUUUCUGUAAUGAAGAAUGGCUUGACAGUUUUCAGAAUUGUUCUCAAUAUGUUCUUCAACGUGUUGGUUCUGAUCAUGCCCCAUUGCUUCUUAUGUCUGAUUAUAGUCAGAGGCCUCAGAAUUGCCCAUUUAGAUUUCACCGAUUCUGGAUGGAUCAUGACGAUUUUGAUAGAGUGGUGGCAGAUUCUUGGUCGGAAUGGAUUUCGGGAGCACCUAUCUAUGUCCUUGUCAAUAAGCUUAAAAAUCUUAAGGGUGUGAUCAGAGAAUGGGCAAGGUCUGUUUUUCCUCACCUGGAUAGGGCGCUGGAAGAGGCAAAGAGGGAUUUCGCUCAGAUUCAGGAGCAGAUUGAUAUACAAGGUAUGGAUGAUCAGUUAUUUUCCUUGGAGGCUGAGGCUAAGACUACACUGAUUAAGGUCAUGGAGAAUCAUGAAAAAAUGUGGGCUGAAAAAGCAAGGAUUAGAUGGCUGAAAUUUCGUGAUAGAAAUUCCAAAUUCUUCCACCUUUCUACAAAAAUGAGGAGGAAUAAGAAUACGAUUAGAUCACUUAAGAAGCAGGAUGGCUCUAUGUUUGAUGAUCCCAUCCAAAUAGGGAACUACAUAGUUGAUUUCUAUGAGAAUUUUCACAAAGUUACCCCGACGGUUCAGCAUGAGGAAUUACUGGAUAACAUUCCCUUGAUCUUGAACCAAGCUGAUCAGUACCACUUGGAUGCCCUUCCUGGUGAUGCUGAGAUUAAAAGGGCUGUGUGGGAGCUUGAUCCAGAUAGCUCGCCUGGUCCUGACGGCUUCCCUGAGGCUUUUUUCAGAAGAUGCUGGCACAUUGUGGAAAAAGAAGUGAGCAAUGCAGUCAGAUUCUUUUUCAGCUCGAGCUACAUGCCGCAGGGUGUGAAUAAUAAUUUCCUUGUGUUGAUACCAAAGGUAGAUGGGGCUGAUAACCUAGGUAACUUCCGGCCACUAUGCAUGGGCAAUUUCUUCUGCAAAAUUAUUACAAAGGUGAUGGCAUUGAGGCUGGAGCCUCUGCUUCCCAGAUUAAUAUCUGAUGAGCAAAGAGCUUUUCAAAAAGGAAAGAUUAUCCAUGAUAAUAUUACUGUUGCUUCAGAGCUUGCAAACUUGAUGUUCUCAUCCACCAGAGGAGGGGGUAUUGGCAUAAAAAUCGAUAUCAGGAAAGCCUAUGAUACAAUUGACUGGAAGUUUAUCUUUCAGGUUAUGCAUAGAUUUGGUUUCUCUGAGCGAUGGACAGGCUGA